CCGGGAAAAACGACGGAACGGCAAAAGAAGGAUAAAAAACGUUACGGCGGCGGCAGCGGCGAAACCACCGACAAUACCGAAGGGGGACUGCAAAAGCUGAUAAGUCCCCCCAUACCUGUAAGAACGAUGGAGGAGACGGAACGGAUGGAGAGAGGGAAAGCGGAGAAGAUACCGUUCCUCCUCGCCCCGCCGGAAGACGGAAAGCAUAUGCUUCCCUUCGAUUCAUCUUCGAGAGAUAAUCGAUAUGGGAAGCUAUGA
Messenger RNA from Paraglomus brasilianum, 258 nucleotides. The record is from the annotation of a GenBank genome assembly. NCBI's taxonomy places the organism in Eukaryota, Fungi, Glomeromycota, Glomeromycetes, Paraglomerales, Paraglomeraceae.